Colletotrichum costaricense is the source of this 1821-nucleotide messenger RNA. RefSeq lists its product as uncharacterized. The transcript has 6 exons. NCBI's taxonomy places the organism in Eukaryota, Fungi, Ascomycota, Sordariomycetes, Glomerellales, Glomerellaceae. The coding region runs from base 1 to 1821 and encodes 606 amino acids. The record is from RefSeq and is a predicted model, not a curated record.
AUGUCAAACCCGAGGGAGGCCCUGCGUUUACCCCUGGCGCAAAGAUCGGGAGAUCCGAUCUCAUCGCCAGAGUCGGUCCGUACGGAUCCAAACGACUUUGCGACACCGCUCUCGCCCAAAUCUAGUCAGAUUAUCAAGGAAGAGGAACUGGAAGAUUGUAGUGCAGAGUUUUUCGUGAAGAGGCUCCGACAACUUUCGUGGACAGCAGCAUCCGGUGAUCCUACCAGCAAACAGACUAGGGAGUCUACCGGCACAAAUGCCGAGAGCUACACAUAUUCUCGGCUGAAGUUCGAUUUUCUACAAUCUGAAGUCUCGUUCCGACUUCCGCCCCGACCAUAUGCAUUCCACCUGCUCCAGGCCUUUGAUGAAGGCUUCAGUGAAUAUCACUGGUUCCUCCGUAAGAGGUUCCGGGAAAGGAUCCUUUUGACCUACUCGGACCCGCAGUCGCAAUCUCACGAUCGCAACUGGUUGUGCAGGGUUUCAGUUGUCUUGGCCCUCGCUGAGAGCUGGAAUCGAUCUCGAAUGUCCUCAGCUGUCCACAUGGAAAUUGCAGGGAAGCAUCCGACCAGUCCACCGCAAAGAGGAGCUGCUGUUCCCUUAACUUUGCCUCCAGAUUCUCAGUCAACGUCGCAAACACUGCCGCCACCUCCGGGGUCCGAAUUCUUCGAACAAGGGUUGAUGCUUCUCAAGAUGUCUGCGGAAGAGCCUGUGCCAGAAGAUGUAGAGGCACUUUGCUUGAUUCCACAUCCUCUGCCCAAGGCCCCAGACCAGCAACGCCAAGUGCGCGUUAUGAACGAACACAGGAAGAGGCUCUGGUGGACAUCCUACUGCAUGGACAGAAUGAUAUCAACGGAGCUUGGCGUCGCUGCCGCCGUGGCUUGUGUGCCAGAAGGCAUGCAACUCCCGUCAUCGGCCGGACUAGACGCUGAAGACCUCGAGGAGUUUUCUGAUCCGGGGCUUCUGACUAUGCAAACUCAGCUCUGCGAGAUCAAGCGGAAUGUUGUAAGAACGGCGGCUCAACACGUUGAUGUUGAUGACGAACGUCGACUAGAGAUUAUUAAGCCAUGUCUCGACACUUUGCAGGAGUGGAGAUCGAGUCUGCCGCAGCAAGUAGCUUUCACCUUCGAGGAGAGCCUGCCUACGAGAUUGAUGGAAGCACCUCACGGUAGAAUCCUUGCAUCCACCUACAUGCGAUAUCACCAGUGCUUCAUCUUACUGUUGAGGCCACUUUACCUUCAAAAGCUUUCCUCAAUCGUUCAAAAGCGACGAUUAAACAACCUACCGAGUUUCACCGGGACCGACACACCACUAGACACCGAUGAUCCGAUGAGAACCGUCAAGAUACAGUGUCUUCAAGCCGCACGGAACAAUUGCAAGAUCCUCCUCGGGCUCUGGAAUUACGAUAAGAUUGCGAAAUUCGGAUACUGGGAAUCUCUACACUUAUUCUCCGGUCUUGCAAUCCUCGCACUCGCCCGAGUCUCCAUCGAGGAAGGUCAAAAUUUUAACCCCAACAGCGAAGACGAUGUAGCACUCUACACGCGGACACGAGCACUACUCAGAGAAAUGGCUCGCGUCGGCAACCCCGCGGCCAAAGAUCACGAUGUCUUGCUCUCAGAUGUUGAGGCAAUGGUGAAGAGAAUCUCACGAGAGGAAAAGACAACACCGCGGCAAUCUAGUGUUGAGAUGACUGACGGUAAUGUGGAAAUGGAGACUGAUCUGAGUUUCUCGGAUUUCAUGUUCUCUGAUGGAAAUGCUGACCAACAGAUCUGGAGUGAUAAGGACUGGGAAAGUAUCUUGAGCACAUAUACGCAAGGCAUUUGA